Molecule: messenger RNA, 966 nt
Organism: Verruconis gallopava
Lineage: Eukaryota; Fungi; Ascomycota; Dothideomycetes; Venturiales; Sympoventuriaceae
Exons: 1
Coding region: 1-966 (321 amino acids)
Biological process (GO): L-serine catabolic process; L-threonine catabolic process
Molecular function (GO): threonine deaminase activity; L-serine ammonia-lyase activity; pyridoxal phosphate binding
Source: RefSeq, a predicted model, not a curated record
AUGCCAGACUCAUAUCUCGAAAUGGUAGCUCGAGCAGUACGGGCUAGAUCACGCAUUCGCAGCUACAUAUACCUGACUCCACUGAUCCCAUCACGGAUUAUUGGGAAGGCUAACAGCACUGAAGUCCUUUUCAAGACUGAGAAUUUCCAAACAACGGGAUCCUUCAAAAUCAGAGGCGCGAUGUCCAAAUUGUCCAUCCAACCUUCUAGCGAACGAUUGAUCACAGCAUCAUCAGGAAACCAUGGAAUUGGCGCCGCGCAUGCAGCACAGGCUCUCUCAAAGUCGUUGACAAUUGUACUGCCUGAAACAGUUGUGCCUGAGAAGUUGAGCAAGAUCCGAUCAUAUGGAAUUGAUGUGGUCUUACAUGGCAGUGAAACAGGCCUAGCAGAGCAGCAUGCGCAACAUCUCGCAAAAUUUGAGAACUAUACAUAUGUGUCGCCUUACAACGAUCCGGAUAUCGUUGCUGGACAGGGAACUUUGGCUCUCGAAAUGUUGGAACAAUGCGACCACAUCGACAAUGUAUUCGUUUCCAUGGGUGGUGGUGGCUUGAUCAGUGGCGUCGGGGCAGUCAUGAAAGCCUUCAGUCCGCGGACAAGAAUUUUCGGGGUUGCCGCAACGAAUUCUAAAGCCCUUGCAGAGUCCAUAGCUGCAGGCCAUGUAGUCGAAUCCCAGCAACUAAGCACAUUGGCCGAUGCGAUAGCGGGAGGGAUUGACACAGAUACAAUAACGCUGCCAUUGGCGAUGACUGUGGUCGAUCAAGUUCUCGAAUGCGACGAGGAAGAGAUUAGGAGCGCCUUGAGAGAACUUGCACUGUCGGAGAAUUUGAUGGUUGAAGGUUCCGCUGCUCUUGCGGUGGCUGGCUUCAAUAAGGUUGCCUCAAGUUUAACCGGCCAGACCAACGUUAUUGUGAUAUGUGGUGGAAAUUUCAACCAGGAUACCAUUGUGAAUGCUAUCCUUGCUGGCUAG